Molecule: messenger RNA, 1400 nt
Organism: Marchantia polymorpha subsp. ruderalis
Lineage: Eukaryota; Viridiplantae; Streptophyta; Marchantiopsida; Marchantiales; Marchantiaceae
Source: the annotation of a GenBank genome assembly
GGAGAGGCCAGCAUGAAUCAAGCUUUCUAUAUCGUGGUCAACAAUGAUAGUACCUGGUCGUAAGAAAAUUCGAUUGCUUUGAAGGAAAGUUUCCACACAGUUUCUUUGAAGAAUGAAUCUCGCCCCCACCCCACCUCCAGCUCUGGAGCUGGUCUCGAGGUGUUGGAGAGAGGAUUUUUUAUCUUCGUCGUCAACAGCCGGACCUUGGAGCUCAGCCUCACUCGCUCAAUGAGAUGUCAGGUGCCAUUCGGACCAUAUCCCCUCCCAUGCGAACAAGUCCUGUCGGACUUGUUCGCAGCAGGCACGCAGACGGUCCAGGCCAAGCUCGGACUAGUUCGACCUUUCAUAAAACGCGUAAAUUGGCCGGAAGCUCUCAAGGACACAGUCUGGAGUCUCCGAGAAGAACAUCAUCUCAUCAUCGACGCCAGCUCGGAAUAACUGGGCUUCCUUCACUGCACACACAACUUGCAGAGCUACGGCCUACACCACCGUCACUCUUCUUUCAGUUUGAUUUGACGAACAUUUCUGCCCUGAGAUGAAAAUCGAUGGAGUCCAUCGCAAGUUCGGAACUUUCGCGACAGACAAGAGUAUGCGGAUGGAGAUUCUGAAUUUUAUGCUCAGCAAGUUUAGGCUCCGGACGGUCAGUUUUGAUUCUACUGAGUGGAUUUCUCGCUUCGAACUUGGAAAAUUUCAGCAUCUCGAGCAGAGAUGAUCACACAAACGGUGUGCAGCGAUGCACGAGUGCUGCAACGUAAACAGUGGGAGAUGCAACGGGAUGGAAUUUUCCUCCGACUGAAACAUUAUACGACCACGGGGCGGAAAAUAAUAUCUUCUUCGUUGGCGAGCGGAUUGGUAAAACUGAACUGAUGAUCUUACAUGUUGACGAGGGGAAGAAGAAAUAUUCUGUACUCAAGCUUGCCAGAUUCGAUGGCGCUCGGUAUAGUGUCAUCAGAUGGUAGUGAUUCGGCGAACGAUCCGAGCUUUAUUAUCCAGAAUACGUCAGACCCACGAAUAGAUCUUUCCUUUUGCCUCUGUAAUGCACCUGGUCAUGAUGUUCUCCUAGUGAGCAAUUCCGCCAUGGGAACGUGCGCGAGAACGAGCCCCAUUCAAAAUUCGAUGGAAAGCGAUACGACUGUGCUUAUGACAACCUCAAGGUUUCAUGGCCACAUCUGCUCACUCACUAAACGCAGCGAGGGAGACAUGAAGAUGAGUUUGCACGUCGUUAAAGUAUACCCUCGUCACUCCUACUCCGGCAGGAGGUUCAGCAGCUAGUGGGGCUUUCUCAGGUCAAUCCGCCUCUGUGGAUCACAUCGACUAGAAUUGUUGACCAAGUCCUUCAAUUGAUUCACUCGGUGUCAUCUUUUAUAGUUAUUUUUUUGGUGCGGACCAAGAGCGUCGAG